CCCUGCAUCAUCGAAAUUUUUGACCUUUGCCUGCUCGCGUUCCCUUUCCGGUCAUUUCCAUCACGUGAUAUCUGGCCAGACGAUCGCGACUUGGAAGAAAAAAAAACACCACGGUCGGGCGGCGAGCGCGUAUCACGAAGAGGCCCCAAAACGCCAUUUGCACCCGAUGAUAGGCCUCGAGGUCGCCACUAUCAGAUCUGGAGUCAUCGUCUAAGGUUGCCUACCGUGGCGCCGGUUCAUCUUCUUGCGAGACGUGAAGGCCCCCUGGAAAGCUGGCGAGGUGGAUCGCGGGGCAUGAAUCAACCGGCCGCCUAUACGCCCCUCGAGUCGCUGUUCCUAUUCCAGUCGUUGCUGACCCACGGAGUCGACACUGGGGCCUUCGCGCGCAUCUCGGAGCUCCUCACCAACAACGCGCUCAUAAAGGAGGCCGACACAUAUGAUCCCGCACGAUUGAGACCGGACGCGCUGCAGCAGCUAUUUUUGCUGCUGCUGCGAGAUGAGCUGAAGAGCGAGGAGGAGCGGGUGGAUGGCCCCAACGAAGCUAACGGAUCGCCUGGGUCGAAGAAGAGGAAACUGGGAAACCCGCCGUUGCCAUCGCUCAAAGACGUGUACGAAAAUGUCGAAAAGGUCCCCGUGCUGGUCGAACGCCUCUAUGCGCGAUACCGCGACCAUGUUGUCAAGCAAAUCCGAGAGGACGAACGACGAUUCGAGACAGUCCAGAAGGAGAUCCAACUAUUAGAGCGGACGGAAAGGGAGCGACGCGCCAGGGCGGCCAGCCAGAAUGGGACACCGAUUCUAGCUCCCCGAGAAGCCAAGCCUGCGAUAGCAUCGAAUGCACCUGCGCCAACGACGGUACCAAACUCGGCGACGCCUACCGCAAUUCGAAGAGGUCCGGUACAACACACGCCAGUAAUUCCUCCAAAGCCUCCGACACCUCACGUUGCGCCUCCGACACCUCACGUUGCGCCUACAACACCUCAUGUUGCGCCUCCGACAAUCGCUCCUCCGAGUCACCUACCAGCUGGGACAACGCCAACCCGACCGUCACCGUCGUCAAAGGUCCCGAAUGGAACUGCUUCGGUCCUUCAAGCUCCUACGGGAGUGCCGCCGUCGUCUGGACCCCGUCCGCUGCAGCCACCGCCGCAACCUGCCAAGCAAGCCAUCUCUCCGCGUCCGGAGAUUGGGAUCAAGCCGAAGGAUGGGGCAGUGGCUCCUCAAGCUGCGACUCCCGUAGGAGCUGCUCUGAAGUGGGAGAAGCCAUACCAACCUCCACAUACUCAGACGCCGCCUCCAAGACAGUUCCAACCUCCGGCUCAACCAGGCCAGACUGCAACACCAGGACCGCAGCAACCACAACAGCAGCAGUGGUAUCCUCAGCCAACGCCUCAAUUCCCUUCACCAGCGACUGGACAACAGAAUCAUCCUCCCCCUCAGCAGGCACAGCAUGUGCAGCAGCAUCCCCAGCGUCCGCAACAACCACAACAACCACAACACACGCAACACCCGCAACAACAUCCACAGCAACAUCCACAGCAACAUCCACAGCAACAUCCACAGCAACAUCCACAGCAGCACCCUCAGCAACAUCCGCAGCAGCACCCUCAGCCGCAUCCUCAACCGCAUCCCCAGCCGCAUCCCCAGCAUCCUCCCCAGCAUCCUCAACACCUCCAGCGCCCUCAACCUCCACCACAACCUCAGCCUCAAUCUCGCCCUACACCUGGAAAGCCUUUGCUUGUGCCACCACAGAAUGCUGGUCAGUUGGCACCUCCUUUACAGCCGGCACCCCCACGGCCAAAGGGAGAUGUUCCAGUCGUUCAGGCACCCCAGGCCCGUCCUCCUUCAACGACUCCAGUGCCACAUCCGACCCGUGCUAUCCAACCGCCACAGGCACAGGCUCAGCAAGUUCCUCGACCAAUUGCUUCCGCAUCGCCCACGACUCCUGCUCCUACCACGGGCCCUAUUGCUCCACCUCAACAACGAUGGCCUCAAACACAUCCAUCGCAACCGGGACAAAAUGUGCCACAGACUCGGUCUCCUGCGCCCCUUGCUUCGCAGAAAGACAAAGCCUACACCUCACCAUACAUUGCGCAGGCUCCACGUCCUGCGAUUCCCGAGCAUGUUAUUCGACAAGCCCUCAGUACACCCGCCAAAAGGCUCGGUACCCCGUCUGCACCCCAAACCCCCAUAUCGGCAACUCCUUCGCAUCUUAUGCAUGGAUUUGGUACUCGAUGGUCUUCUAUGUCAACACCAUCCACACCAAAGCCACUUAGUGCGGAACCAGAGAGUCCUGCUUAUGAGCCAGUGAGCCCGCCCCAGCAACCAGCUGCCCUGCCUAGCUCAGCUGGUUCUACACCUCGCCCAGCUCUUAAGAAGCAGACACCAAAGCUGGUACCCAAGAUAGAACCCAGCAUCAUCAAGUCUAGCAGAGGUCGAUCUUCGCGGAAGUCCCAGAUGGGCCGUGGAUUAAGCGCUACUCCCUCUCUCUCCCGAACGAGGCGGAGUCAAUCCGUUAUGUCUCAUACAGACGAGCCUAUUACAGAGUCAUCUGAAGCUGCUCCAAAGAUCAAGGAUGAGGAUGCUACUCCUAGACCGACGGAGGAGACGGGCGAUACUACUGCAGAUGAGAGUGUUCCGGGUCGACCCCAGAUCGUGACGCCGAGCAGUGUAGCUUCACGAAUGCACAAACGGAAGAGACAGGAGACCCCUCCAGAGCCACCAGCGCCGACUUCACAAGUGUUGUGGACGCGUGGUUUCACCAAGGUCUCUUCGUCUGCUUUGGAUCAGAUUUCGAGCCACCGCGAUGCCAACAUGUUUGCUACCGCUCUUCGCGAAAAGGACGCACCCAACUACCGACAGAUUGUUCUGCAGCCGCAGGAUAUAACAUCUAUCCGGUCUGCUAUCAAGCAUGGUAACAAGGCUGCUGUCCAGGCUGCUGGGGGCCUCCCCGGAGGCGACCCUGGGACUGCCCACGUCUGGCUACCCCUAUCCGACGAACUUGUUCCCCCCAGGGGCAUCAUCAACAGCGCCCAACUUGAGCGCGAGCUGGUGCACAUGUUUUGCAACGCCAUAAUGUACAACCCCGAUCCUGACCGCGGACCUGGACCUGGCUUCAUGAAGCGGUCCCAGGACGAGGAGGAGGAGAUUGUAGGAUAUCGGUUAGACGAGAAUGGUGUCGUAAAGAAUACGCGCAGCAUGUUUGUCGAAGUUGAGAAGCUCUUGGGCGACCUGCGCAGCGCCGAGAAGGAGCGUAGUGCUCCGCCACCGUCGGCGACUCGUCCAGCCAGCGUGGCCACGCCAGCUGAGGAUACGGCCGAAGACGAGGAUGACGCAGCGGGCGAGCGCGAAGCCGGCACCGGAACGUCCAAGAGAAGACGUGUAGGUACGAGGGGUUGAUCUUCUUGCUCAACUUUGGCAAGAAAAGUAGACUUGGAUGACCCCUUGGAAUGCUGCGAGAGAAUUGCAGCGUGUACUUUGUUUGUGUAUAGCGUUUAGAAUUGCCACAUGUUAAUUAUCACCUAUUUAAAUACCCA
Ilyonectria robusta is the source of this 3530-nucleotide messenger RNA. RefSeq lists its product as uncharacterized. Gene Ontology annotation, molecular function: protein binding. The record is from RefSeq and is a predicted model, not a curated record. The transcript is spliced from 2 exons. NCBI's taxonomy places the organism in Eukaryota, Fungi, Ascomycota, Sordariomycetes, Hypocreales, Nectriaceae. Gene Ontology annotation, cellular component: NuA4 histone acetyltransferase complex. The coding region runs from base 295 to 3393 and encodes 1032 amino acids.